Molecule: messenger RNA, 639 nt
Organism: Eimeria acervulina
Lineage: Eukaryota; Apicomplexa; Conoidasida; Eucoccidiorida; Eimeriidae
Exons: 5
Coding region: 1-639 (212 amino acids)
Source: RefSeq, a predicted model, not a curated record
AUGAGCGAAGCAGAGAAAAACUCACCUACGUUUAUUGAACCGAAGGCCUCCGUAUCAACUGCUGCUAGCACUGGAGCAGCACCAGCAGCACCAGCAGCAGCAGCAACACCAGCAACAAAUGUUGCAGCAAAAACUCUCUCAUCCAAAGCAGCUACACCUGGAGAAAGACCAAGCAGAAGACGUCAGACAUACAGCAGCAAUGCAGCAAAGUCUGCAGAUACAGAGAUGAGUAGUUAUGAUGAAGGAGAAGACUUUGAAGAAUCUGAAGACGAAGAGCUCACAACAAGCGACGUACGCCAAAAGAAAUUAAUGACUUAUAGACGAACGCUUACGAAGGUAGUGAAGCUGAAGACUCAUUUAUUAAAUGCAACAGUUAAGGUUACUUGUUCUAGAGACGGCAAAGAAGUAGAAUGGUAUAAAGGGCAUUCAGCAGAAGGGGGAAAGGCAAGACCUGUAGGAUCUCUGCCCGUUGAAAAGAUUACCACGGUUAAGGCACAGGCAGACAAUCCUAAAGGCCUUACAAUCAACGUGAACAACCCGGCACCCACCACCUUCUCCUUUACAUUCAAAACAAAAGAAGAAAGAGAAGCCUGGCAAGAUCAACUGGAGUCUCUCCGCAAAUUCAUGGCGAUGAUCUAA